AGCGUGGCAACCUCUCUAAGACAUGGAUAGAUGCAAACAUGUAGGGCGGUUACGGCUCGCCCAGGACCACUCCAUCCUGAACCCUCAGAAGUGGCGCUGCCUGGAGUGCGCCACCACAGAGUCUGUGUGGGCUUGUCUCAAGUGCUCCCACGUGGCCUGCGGCCACUACAUCGAAGACCACGCCCGAAAGCACUUCAAGGAGACGGGACACCCUCUGGCCAUGGAAGUACGGGACCUGUACGUGUUCUGUUACCUGUGCGAGGACUACGUGCUCAAUGACAACCCCGAGGGGGAUCUGAAGCUGCUGACAAGCUCCCUCCUGGCGGUCCGCGGCCAGGAGCUGGAUCCGCCGGUGCGACGCGGACGGACGCUGCGGUCCAUGGCUGCGGGUGAGGAUGUGGUCCCGCCGCAGCGCGCGCCUCAGGGACAGCCGCAGAUGCUCACGGCUCUGUGGUACCGGCGCCAGCGCCUGCUGGCCAAGACCCUGCGGCUGUGGUUCGAGAAAAGUUCCCGAGGCCAGGCAAAGCUGGAGCAGCAGCGGCAAGAGGAAGCGCUGGAGCGCAAGAAGGAGGAGGCACGGCAGCGGAGACGCGAGGUCAAGCGACGGCUGCUGGAGGAACUGGCCAGCGCCCCUCCGCGCAAGAGUGCACGCCUGCUCCUGCACACGCCACGCGCCGCCAGCGGCCCCGCAGCCCUGCCUACCUCACGCCGAGUGACCCCCGCCUCCACGGUGCUCAAACCACGUCGCCAGCCAGCAGUGGCCCCGGGCGUCACGGGCCUGCGCAACCUGGGCAACACGUGCUACAUGAACUCCAUUCUACAGGUGCUCAGCCACCUCCAGAAGUUCCGGGAAUGUUUCCUGAACCUCGACCCUUCCACAACAGAACACCUGUUUCCCCAAGCCACCAACGGGAGGACUCAGCUCUCAGGCAAGUCGGUCAGCAAUUCAGCCACUGAGCUGUCAGCGCGCAGCCACAGGGCCGAGGCAUGCCAGCGGGAGGGCUUCUGCUGGAAAGGUGGCGCGUCCAUCAGCCGGAGCCUGGAGCUCAUCCAGAACAAGGAGCCCAGCUCGAAGCACAUCUCCCUCUGCCACGAACUGCACACGCUCUUCCGAGUCAUGUGGUCGGGGAAGUGGGCCCUGGUGUCACCCUUCGCCAUGCUGCACUCGGUGUGGAGCCUGAUCCCUGCCUUCCGUGGCUACGACCAGCAGGACGCACAGGAAUUUCUCUGUGAGCUUCUGCAUAAAGUGCAGCAGGAGCUGGAAUCGGAGGGCGCUACGCGCCGGAUCCUCAUCCCCUUCUCCCAGCGGAAACUCACCAAACAGGUCUUAAAGGUGGUAAACACUAUAUUUCACGGGCAGCUGCUCAGUCAGGUCACUUGUGUAUCAUGUAAUUACAAAUCCAAUACCAUUGAGCCCUUUUGGGAUCUUUCCCUGGAAUUUCCAGAGCGCUAUCACUGCAUGGAAAAGGGAUUUGUCCCUCUGAAUCAGACAGAGUGCCUGCUCACCGAGAUGCUGGCCAAGUUUACAGAGACGGAGGCUCUGGAAGGGAGAAUCUACGCUUGUGACCAGUGUAAUAGCAAACGACGAAAAUCCAACCCCAAACCCCUUGUUCUGAGUGAAGCUAGAAAGCAGUUAAUGAUCUACAGACUACCUCAGGUCCUCCGGCUGCACCUUAAAAGAUUCAGGUGGUCUGGCCGUAACCAUCGAGAGAAGAUUGGGGUCCAUGUCGUCUUUGACCAGGUAUUAACCAUGGAACCUUACUGCUGCAGGGACAUGCUCUCCUCUCUUGACAAAGAGACCUUUGCCUAUGAUCUCUCCGCAGUGGUCAUGCAUCACGGGAAAGGGUUUGGCUCAGGACACUACACAGCCUAUUGCUACAACACAGAGGGAGGUUUUUGGGUCCACUGCAAUGACUCAAAGCUGAAUGUAUGCAGUGUCGAGGAAGUAUGCAAAACCCAGGCCUACAUCCUUUUUUACACUCAAAGAACAGUGCAGGGCAAUGGAAGGCUCCCAGAAACCCACCUCCAAGCUCAGGUGCAGUCCAGCAAUGGCGAAGGCAAACCCCGGGCGUUCCCCUGAAUGGGAGGCGUGUGUCAAAGACUGUAUUGCUUUCAAACUAAUGGUGUCUAUACAUUGCUCCUCAUGUAGGAAAUAAGGCCUGCUGCAGGAACAGCUGACUGGGUUUGCCUCCCUUGGUCUAGAGUGGAAGGUGCCAGGGGAUCCAGGGCCUCUCCUGAGAUUUGGAGCUACUUUCUUUUGAAUGGAUUUGGGAAUAACUUCUAUGAAGAUCCUUUCAUCUGUCGCUUCUGAAUUUAGAAGGAUCUGGGUAACAAGGGAGCAGCAUGAUCGUGUCCAGCCAGGAGGGCUGGAUCCAGCGUGCGAUUCCCCUGCUCAUCAGGACCUCCCUGCAGCACAGCAGAGCCUUUCCUGAGUGAGAAGUCCUGGCCAGAGCGUAAGGAGGGCCCUGGCUGGGAGUGCUUCCAAGGCGGGCAGUGAAGUGUAAGGAUUUAUUCCCACAAGACUUGAAGACUUCCUUUUAUAGAGGAUAGCAGUUGAAGAAUGAGAGGCACUGAGCAAAUUUCUCCAUGAAAAAAUGGGAGGUUUUCACAUGCCAUUCCUUCCCUACCUGGUGCUAUUACUUUAUCAUUCCACAUUUCUGAAACGGGCAUGACCAUCCCUUCAUUCUAAAGGGGCAGUUCAUCUAAGGAAGCAGAGUACAAGUACUAGUCUUGUACUUUGCUGUGUGGUGGGCCAUAGGGCACUGGCUCCUGAUUCUCCCUGCUCUAUAGCAGAUCCCUGAUUCAGGUCUAGAGCAAACAUAUUGUCUGGUUUAAACUUGGCCUUAAGCCUCUUAAGGUUUUCUCAAAACUCAAUUGAGUGUGGGCGGGGACAACCACUGAUCCAGAGCUUACCUCAACGUCUGUCACCUCUGUUUAUCUUGGUGCAGCAUGCAGCGUCUUUCUUGUACCUAGACAGCUGAAACAGUCAUGUUCUCAAGGUCCCCCAGCUAUUGCUGUCCCAAAGCAACCCACUCCAUCCUGCCCAACAGUCUAUUACUGAUGGCCACCACUGGUUCCCUCCCAAGUCUCAAUUCCACCUGUUCUCAGUCCUUCAGGGAAAAAAGCAGGAGUGCACCGCCUUUUAUCCCAGUGCUAGUAAUGUGCAUCUGUUUAAGUCCAGAUAGUUUCUAAGUGGGAUGAAAGUGUCCAGACAAAACCAACCCCUCCUCACCAUCAGGCACCACUGCGAUGCAGGUGCACCAGGCUGGCCUGGGCUUGCUGCAGGGAGGCUCAGCCUGCCAUGCAUAGUGCUCAUCUCCUGACUGAGUGUACCAUGUUAAUGUUUGAAUUCAGGUAGAAGGAAGUAGUGUGGAACAGAGUUGGGGACAGGGUGGGCAGUGGGGGAAACCAGGCAAAAGUGAGGGCUAUAGCUUUAGCAGAUAUUGAUGAGCCCGUUUCCCAAACAGACCAGUAGCAUUUGCUGUUGACCUCUUUUUGAAAUGAAUUCUCCCAUAGGACUUACCAGACAGCACUGAGACAUGGAAGAAAUUCAGACAGAAACUAAUUCACCCUGAUAGGGAAGGAGUGACUAUGUUUUAAAUUAAACUUGCUUUUUCCAACACUGUGAGGUUUCUGUAAUAUUUAGCUUUUAUUUGGAAGCGAUAGCGUAUGGCAUAUUUUAUGCUGUUUGGUUUAUAUUAUCUACUGCAGGAUUCUUUAUAUAAGCUUUGCCUGGGCUCACCCUCUCCAAGACACUGUUUUAAAGUGUCACAGCUGCCCAUGCUGCCCAAGGCUCUCAUAGGACACUGUUCUUAAAACCCGCAUUUGUAAGUCAGCAGGACUAGUGAUGACUUCUUGUGGCAACUGAAAAGCCCAUCAACUCAGAAACACCAAGAAGAAUGAAGACAAAAGCAAACCACGAGUUGUGCCUCAUCUUUCAGUGAACCCUACAUUUAUUACUCUGAAAAAGGAGAACUUACCAGAAAGCUAAUAGAGCAUCUGCUUCACCCUUUAAGCUGUCCAAGGGGAAAUACUAAGAAACACAGGCGUUUAAUGGAAC
Messenger RNA from Ochotona curzoniae (black-lipped pika), 4060 nucleotides. It is a transcript of the gene USP49, whose product is annotated as ubiquitin specific peptidase 49. Gene Ontology annotation, biological process: protein deubiquitination. NCBI's taxonomy places the organism in Eukaryota, Metazoa, Chordata, Mammalia, Lagomorpha, Ochotonidae. Gene Ontology annotation, cellular component: cytoplasm. Gene Ontology annotation, molecular function: zinc ion binding; cysteine-type deubiquitinase activity. The transcript has 5 exons. Bases 23 to 2080 code for a protein of 685 amino acids. The record is from RefSeq and is a predicted model, not a curated record.